UCAGGUUGUCCUAUGACACGUUUGCUCAGCAAACGUUCAUAUGCACCAUAGGCCUAUUUUAGUUUCGUUUCGUUUCCUGGAUUUUACAAAAGCUCAGCACAGCCUGCUUCCACAUUGAGUUGCGUGCAGCCUCUUGAGCGAGUCGUGUGUCACUUCACUCUCAGCAACGGUUAGUCGGCCUGAUCUCCAGCCACCAUGAAGUGCGGACUUUUGUUUUUGGUUGUUUUGUGCACUGCUGCUUCGGUUGCUGAGGACUUUAUAAAAAGCAUCCCUCCUGCCCCGGCGAUCGCUGAGUUCCAGUUCAGCACUCCUCAAGUGGGGCCCGAAGAGUUGGCAAACACAAUGGAGCAGAAGAAGAAGACAACUAAACGGCACACCACGAAACCAAAGCCAAUCACCACGACAACGAUAAAGCCCACCACAACGACUGCAAAGCCCACCACAACGACUGCAAAGCCCACCACAACGACUGCAAAGCCCACCACAACGACCGCAAAGCCCACCACAACGACUGCGAAGCCCACCACAACGACCGCAAAGCCCACCACAACGACUGCGAAGCCCACCACAACGACCGCAAAGCCCACCACAACGACUGCGAAGCCCACCACAACGACCGCAAAGCCCACCACAACGACUGGAGAGCCCAACACAACGACUGCAAAGCCCAACACAACAACUUCAAAGCCCACCACAACCACUGGGAAGCCCACCACCACCGUCAAACCGGUGCCUCCCACACCAACACCUUCUGCCCACUUGAUCAUGGGAAAAUACAACAUCACCAAAAACGGCUCCAUAUGUCAGCUGGCUCAAAUGGCUUUACAGAUCCGCCUGGUGUCUGACAAGGUCAACGGAACCUUUAUUGUUCAGCCAGUCCUGACGAAAACAACCACUUCAGCUUGUCAGGAAAAAACUGCCUCUCUUAACAUUACCUUUGGGGAAGGGUUCAUAUUAUUCAUAUACGAGAAGAACACCACCGGAAAUAGCGUCUAUGUGAAGGAAUUGUCCUUCAGCCUCUUCUACCCCUUCGGCACAGCAGCUGUCAAGUACUCCCAGCGCAACGAUUCCCUGCAUCUGUUCGCUGCCCAGGUGGGUCACUCCUACUCCUGUAGGAACGAGUCCAUCUACAUGGGCAAGGGACUCUACCUGGACGUCAAUCAAGACCGGAUGCAGGCCUUCAACUUCACCAAAAGCAAUGAGUUUGGCGUUUCCGACCCCUGCCCGGCGGACGUCCCCACUUACAGCGUGGCCAUCGCUGUGGGGGUCAUCCUCCUGGUACUCAUCAUCGUCGUGGUGGUGGCCUACGUAGUGGGCAGAAGAAGGAGAGCCAACGGCUAUCAGGCACUUUGAGCUUGACCCCGUCCGGAGCGGCUAUGCUAUAUGCUAUAUCAAACUGCUCUGAACAAAGGCUACGCAAUUAUUAUUAUCUAAUUGGCUACGUUUGGUGACAGAAUUGACGUGACUGCACAAUUCAUAACCCAAUUCGAUUAAACCCCCUAAGACGAGGUGGGGUCCAUAGUUAGACGUAGUUCCAGAAGUAAGCAUUGCAUAUGUGUGUGAUGUGUCCACUUUUUCGACAACAUCGUGGAUCUUAACGUCCUAGUUUUUCUACAAUGCUCCCCCUUAGUGGCAUAAUGGAGCAUCAUUACGUCCUCACCAAUCACUGCUGGAUGACCGAAAUACGCAAACGCACACUCUGACACGGUUUCAUCUAUUUCAAAAUGUCCAGCUGCAAAUCUUUUUGAGUGGUUGAUUGUUUUGUUGUGAUAGAAUGUUGUGCUUUGAUAACCAAAAUAGAGUCAUAUAAUUUGAGCAGGGUCAAUGUGCUUGUGAUUUAAAAGGGAAUAAUGUAACGCAUGGUUUGUGUUAAGGGAACAUCAUUUCUUCGCGAAACCUUAUUGCACUGAGAUUAAUGCUCAUAACAAGCAGCCAGUGUCUGAAUGUAGCUUAAUGUGAAAACGAAUGUGCAUCUGCUAAUUCUGCCUGUCUUUAUUACUGUACAAACAACGAAACACAUUAUUAUUUUAAAAGUGCACUUUUGUUGCUAUGUUAUGUCCGAGAUUUCAGUCCAGCUUUUCACGAAAUAAAUCAGUUUAGGCCACUGACCAUUUUGUAAUAUGUCUUUCCCACUGAUAAAGACCAUUUAUAUACAGCCUCCCGUAAUCAUUUUUAAUAAAAGUACUCAGUCUGA
Gadus morhua (Atlantic cod) is the source of this 2194-nucleotide messenger RNA. RefSeq names its product CD68 molecule (gene cd68). Gene Ontology annotation, biological process: establishment of protein localization to organelle. The transcript has 6 exons. The coding region runs from base 196 to 1353 and encodes 385 amino acids. NCBI's taxonomy places the organism in Eukaryota, Metazoa, Chordata, Actinopteri, Gadiformes, Gadidae. Gene Ontology annotation, cellular component: lysosomal membrane; plasma membrane; late endosome membrane. The record is from RefSeq and is a predicted model, not a curated record.